AAUCGCGUUUUAAUUUUAUGAAAAACUUGCCCCCUACCUCCCUUUCGCCGUCGUCUCCCUUUGGUUUUCAUAUGGCCCUUCCACUGCUCAUGCUUCUCAUCCUUUCCACGCUGGCCCUCCAUCCCCACCGCUCCUCCGCUGCCGACUCCCUUUCAGGAAACCAGUCCCUCUCCGGCGAUCAGAAGCUCACAUCCGAAGGAGGUAAAUUUGUUUUCGGCUUCUUCCCAUUAGGAAACUCCCCUAAAAGAUACUACAUAGGUAUCUGGUACAACACCAACAUGGUUUCCAAACUCACUCCUGUCUGGGUAGGGAACAGGGACACCCCUGUCCUUGAUUUGUCCUCCACGGAGCUCAAGCUCUCUAAAGAUGGCAACCUCGUCCUCCUCAACCAGUCAAAAUCCCUAAUUUGGUCAACAGAAACCAAUAUUACCGCCAAUUCCACCAUGGCGGUGCUCCUCGAUUCCGGUAAUUUGGUUCUCCAAGAUAGCUCCGAUACCUCUCGUAUCCUUUGGCAGAGCAUUGACCACCCCACAGACACCUGGCUUCCCGGCGGCAAAGUUGGACUCAAUAAGCUUACCGGUGAGAACCAGCACCUGACAGCUUGGAAGAGUCUUGAGGACCCUGCUCACGGACUUUUCUACCUUGAAAUCGACCCGAGCGGGAGCAGUCAGUACUUCAUCCUGUGGAAUGGCACCAAAAAUUACUGGUCUAGUGGCGACUGGAAUGGGAAAAUCUUUAGUGGUGUCCCGGAGAUGACCUCUAAUUAUAUAUAUAAUUUUCAGUAUGUAAGCAAUGCCUCUGCGAACUACUUCACUUACACAGUUAAUACAGAUGACGUCAUAUCAAGGUUCACCAUGGAUUACUCGGGGCAGAUCAAGCAAUGGACUUGGCUUUCUGAUGCGCAGAACUGGAUUUUGUUCUGGUCCCAGCCAAGAGAACAGUGCGAGGUGUAUGCGCUUUGCGGAUCUUUCGGUAGCUGCAAUGAAAACAAUUCGCCAUCUUGUGGUUGUAUUAAGGGUUUCAGUGAGAGGUCACCCGGGGAGUGGCAUUUGGGUGAUCAAAGUGGAGGCUGUGCGAGGAAUACCCCAUUGCAAUGCGGAGGAAGUAGUUCGGCAGGAACAGAGAAGGAUAAGUUUUAUCAGAUGGACAGUGUGAGGUUGCCUGAUAACCCUGAGACUAUGGAGGCAGGGAGCAGUUCAGAUUGUGAAUCAACUUGCUUGUAUAAUUGUUCAUGCACAGCUUACUCUUAUAGUUCUAAAUGCUCGUUGUGGUAUGGAAAUUUGCUUAACAUCCAAGAACAAUAUAAUGGAUAUGAUCAAUCCACUCUUUUCCUCCGCCUGGCUGCAUCCGAGCUUCCAAGUUCUUCGAGCAAGAGCAAUAAAGGAGGAAUUAUUGGUGCAGCUGCUGGUGGUGCCAUAGGGUUUUUGGCCCUGUUGGCUCUUACUUGGCUGGUAAUUUUGAGACGACAGCGGAGGAGAAUAAUCGGUGCAGCAAAAGCUGCAGCAGAUGGCGUUUUGGUCGCAUUCCGAUACAGCGAUUUGCGGCGUGUUACUACAAAUUUCUCAGAGAAACUUGGCAGUGGAGGGUUUGGAUCAGUGUAUAAAGGGUCCCUACCAGAUUCAACCUUCAUUGCUGUAAAGAAGCUAAUAAAUCUCAAUCAAGGGGAGAAGCAGUUUCGGGCUGAGAUUGGCACGAUUGGAACAAUACAGCACAUCAACCUGAUUCGCCUUCGAGGUUUUUGUGCUGAUCAAAACAAUAAAUGUUUGGUCUACGAAUUCAUGCCAAAUAGUUCACUUGAUGCUCAUCUUUUUCAUGGCAGUAAAACUGAUUUAGAUUGGGGUAAAAGGUAUCUUAUUGCUCUCGGAACUGCUCGAGGCCUGGUUUAUCUCCAUGAGAAGUGUAGGGACUGCAUCAUACACUGUGAUAUUAAGCCAGAGAACAUCCUAUUGGAUGCUUCUUUUAUUCCAAAAGUGGCAGACUUUGGCCUUGCAAAACUUCUCGGCCGGGAUUUGAGUCGGGUUUUGACAACAAUGAGAGGAACAAGAGGAUAUCUUGCACCAGAGUGGAUCUCUGGCGUUGCUAUCACUGCGAAGGCAGAUGUUUAUAGCUAUGGAAUGAUGCUAUUUGAAAUUAUAUCGGGUAAGAGAAACACAGACCACUGGGAGGAUAAUAAAAAUGGCUUCUUUCCUGCUUCUGCUAUGAAAAAAUUAAUGGCUGGUGAUAUUCGUAGUUUGUUAGAUCCGAGGUUGGAAGGUGUUGCUGAGAUUGAAGAGGUGGAGACAGCUUGUAAAGUUGCUUAUUGGUGCAUUCAGGAUGAAGAGAUGUCUAGGCCAACUAUGGAGCAGGUGGUACAGAUGCUUGAGGGAACAAUGGAGAUUAUCAUGCCUCCAGUUCCAAAAUCGCUUCAGCUUUAUUCGGGGCAACAGGAACGAAUUGUAUUCUUCUCAGAUUCAACGGUUGAUCAGAGCAACCAGACACAAAGCACAUUUUCCUCAAGUCCUGGAAGGAGUUCAAAUUCUGCAAGUUUGAAGGAGUAAGCUAAGGGGAACCAUAAGGACUACACAUUGAUUAAUUGAGUUUGAGAUGUUUUCUAGAAGUAGUUUUACAGAUUUAAGCUUCUACUGUUAAUUUCUCCAUGCUGUCUGUUAGAAAAUAUGAUCCAAUUUUUAUGUUCUUUCUUUUGCUGUUUGAUUAAAUAGGUGGUAAGUAGAGUUUGGCUUGUUAGGUGAUUUCUUUAGUUUCUUGUAUAGCCUCUUUUGCUACAUAUUUUUAUGCAUGAGUUUUCUGUAACCUGUAUAAAUACCAAGAAAAUGAAUAAUAAUGUGGCUGAUAAGAUUUCCCA
Messenger RNA from Dendrobium catenatum, 2842 nucleotides. Its product is annotated as G-type lectin S-receptor-like serine/threonine-protein kinase At2g19130. The record is from RefSeq and is a predicted model, not a curated record. NCBI's taxonomy places the organism in Eukaryota, Viridiplantae, Streptophyta, Magnoliopsida, Asparagales, Orchidaceae. Gene Ontology annotation, molecular function: protein serine/threonine kinase activity; ATP binding. The coding region runs from base 18 to 2537 and encodes 839 amino acids. The transcript has a single exon. Gene Ontology annotation, biological process: protein phosphorylation; recognition of pollen.